AGUGAGUGACAGUUCAACCGUUAUCAGGAUACCACGAUGGCCACAUCAAAAAAGCGCAAGGUUGAUAAGGAGGGCCGUCGAUUUAAUGAGCGCUGGAAAUCGGAAUAUUUUUUUACAGAGAGUCAUAAUAAUUGCGUUUGCCUAAUUUGCAAUGAGACUGUUUCUGUUUUGAAAGAGUAUAAUGUGAAGAGGCAUUACGAGACAAAGCAUGCAAACUCCUAUCAGAAGUUCUCCGACAGUGAACGAGAGGAUAAAGUUAAACAGCUAGAAGCCUCUCUGGUAUCCCAGCAGCGGUUGUUUAUCAGGGCAAAAGAGUCCAAUGAAAACAUUACCAGAGCAAGCUACGAGGUGGCAAUCCUCAUCGCAAAACAUGGAAAACCUUUCUCUGAGGGUGAGUUUGUCCAGGAAUGUGUAAUGAAAAUUGCAGAAAACAUCUGUCCAGAUAAGAAGCAAGAGUUUGCAAAUCUUUGCCUUGCUCGCAACACUAUCGCACGGAGAAUUGAAGAAAUAUCAUCCGACAUCAAAAAACAAGUGACUAAACGUGGCCAUAAAUUUGACAAUUUUUCUUUGGCGUGUGAUGAGAGCACCGAUAUUUCAGACACUGCCCAGUUGCUCAUUUUUCUAAGAGGAAUUGAUGAGGACAUGAACAUCACAGAAGAGCUGCUGGACCUCAAAAGUAUUAAGGGGCAGACACGAGGUGUGGAUUUACUGCAGUGUGUCUCUGACGCGGUUGAUGACAUGAAACUGCCCUGGGAGAAAUUAAGCGGAAUUGUUACCGAUGGGGCGCCCGCUAUGACGGGAGAAAGAAGUGGAUUAGCGUCACUGCUAUGCAACAAAGUCAACGAGCAAGGGGGCAAUGCCAUUAAACUUCAUUGUUUAAUUCACCAACAAGUGCUGUGCGCAAAAUGUCUGAAGUUUGAUCAUGUUGUUUCACCAGUGGUGAAAGCCAUUAACUUCAUUCGUGCCAAAGCUUUGUACCACCGCCAGUUUCAGCAGUUUCUUUCCGACAUAGAGGCGCAAUAUGGAGAUGUAAUUUAUCACAACGAUGUGAGGUGGCUCAGUCGGGGAAAUGCGCUGCAGCGUUUUUUCUUGCUUCGGAGGGAGAUAGGCCAGUUUUUUGACGAAAAGGGUCAUGCGAUGAAAGAACUGUCUGACCCUAAGUGGCUCGCAGACCUUGCGUUUGUAAUUGACAUUAACAAACACCUAAAUGCACUAAAUGUCAGCCUUCAAGGAAAAGAUGCAGUGGUGAGUCAGCUGUAUUCUCACAUCAAGGCCUUUGCCACUAAACUUCAACUGUUCAAAAGACACCUGUCCCAGAGUGAAAUCAACACCUCACAUUUCCCUACACUUAAAGAGGUAAUGGACUGUUUCCCAAAAGAGACAUGUGGGCAAAUAGGGAAGUAUGCAAACGUGAUCGAAGACCUCUUUGCUGAGUUUAACUGGCGUUUUAAAGAUUUUACUAUAAUUGAAAAAGAUAUGCAUGUCUUCGCAUCUCCUUUUUCUGUGGAUCCUGUUGAUGUUGCACAUGAACUUCAGCUAGAGCUCAUAGACUUGCAGUGCGAUGAUGAGUUGCGCUUCCGUCAUCAGCAGCUUUUGCAAAUUGACUUUUAUCGACAACUAAACAAAGAGAAAUUCCCCACACUGCGAGCACUUGCCAAGAGAAUGUUGAGCCUUUUUGGGUCCACGUACAUUUGUGAACAGACUUUCUCUAUCAUGAACUUAAACAAAACCCGUUUGAGGUCCAGAAUAACUGAUGCCCAUCUGCGAGACGUUAUACGGGUUGCGACCACGGCUGUUAAGCCAGAUCUCACAAGUGUGCUGCAGUGCAGAUCCCAGUUCCAUCCAUCUCACUGAAUUGUUCAGUUUUUAGGUGACCGUUAUAAAGUUACAUCCUGUUUACUGUUUAUAAUUUAUUAUUUUCUUGUGUCACACUAAGCUUGAGCUAUACAUUUUCAUCCAUCCAUUUCCUUCAUAUUUAAAUUAAUGGAGUUUACAUUAUUGUUUAAAACCCUGAUUUUUUAUACCAUCCAUCUCACUGUUGAUGAGUUACAUUUUUAUUAUUACAAUGUUACAACUUUUUUACUGCUUAUAAUUUUUACUUUUUGCUUACUUGUGUCACUUGGUUGACCUAUAACUUUUCCUUAUGCAUUUCAUCCAUAUUCUUAUCAGUUUGUAAUUGAUUAAACCCUGAAGUUUGUAUUAUCCUGUCAAUGAGCUGUAGUGUUUGCAAGUAACGUUUAAAAUGUUGCAACCUGUUUACUGUUAUAGUGUCACACUUCGUUUGAGCUAUUCUUUUCAUCCAUACACUUUCAUUCAUAUUUUUAAAUUCAAUUCAAUUUCAAUUAUUUAAUAAUUCAAUUUUGUAAUUGUUUAAAACCCUGAUGUUAAUAUAAUAUGUGAUUGAACAACAAAGUUUAACUCUGACCUAAAAAUAAAUAAUUAUUAAUUAAGAGUUGGAUUUUAUUAUAAUGAUGAACAUGAUUAGCAUUAUGCCUAUAUAACUUAAUGAACUUAAUGAACGCAUGGAAGCAUGAAAACAUAAGUAUCUGGCCCCCAUGUGUAUUGACAACUUGGAAUCUGGCCCCCUUAAAAAAAAGUUUGGACACCCCUGGCGUAA
This is a messenger RNA of Misgurnus anguillicaudatus (oriental weatherfish), 2617 nucleotides long. Its product is annotated as general transcription factor II-I repeat domain-containing protein 2. The record is from RefSeq and is a predicted model, not a curated record. Lineage: Eukaryota; Metazoa; Chordata; Actinopteri; Cypriniformes; Cobitidae. Gene Ontology annotation, molecular function: protein dimerization activity.